CUUGGAAGUCGAAUGCCAACUCAAAAUCAAAUACGAUGGCGUCGCGCCUGCGAGCUAUGGAUAAACGCGCGUACUACCUUGGAAUGGGACUCGGAGUAUGUACCGUUACAGGACUGAGCCUAUACAGAAUGCCGCUAUCCCAGCCAGCACAGGAUCGUGUAUUCUUCUUGGGAAUCGGAUUGGGAGCAUGCGCUGUUGUCGGUCUCAUGCGACAUCUCCUAGAAAACUAUCGCGAUGCCGCUGCCUUGCCGCCUGCCGAAAAUAAGACUCAAUAUAUCGAUCAGAAAGUCGAGGAUUCGUUGAAAGUUUCAACUCUCGACAAGCUCCUCGACAGCACAAACUAUUCCAUCCAGGAAACGACGUCCAUAAUAAUCUGUGAGCGCGCAAUAUACGACCAGACUACACUCGAUACCAUUCUUCACUACAUAACUCGACCAGAUUACGACACUAGGGAGAAAGGCAUCAAGGCCUUGUCCUACAUGGUCCAUCAAUGUACGACAAAGACUCGCCUUACCAUUGAACUUGCACUAAUAGCAGUUAGCCACAAUACACCUUGUAAAUAAACCAGAUACCUAUUCUGCGCUAGUAAAAUCACUCGAAUACAGCCUUACCGACUACGAACACAAUCCAUAUGAUGUCGAAUGGGACAAUUGGCAACUUCGGGAUGGCGUUGAACAAGAAUGCUUACUGUUUUUAAGUCAGUUAGUGGAUCAUUUUGGUGUCCAAGGAUUGAUCAAGGCACGCUUUGUUGAACGCUUCUUGGGAAAGGAACCUUGGGGCAACGACGACUGCAAACGACAAGUCAACUUCCUCCAAUCGCUACGGACGCAAAAUCAGCUGAACGGCCUUUGCCUUCCAUUAAUAAGAAAUUCAAGUGGACGGAAACAACUCAUCAAGACAAAACUUUUACCUGUGGAUUUUGAGUGGGAUUUACCAAGCUCUAGAGACGUAAGAAUGACAAAUGGUGAAGGAACUGCAGGGGAGGACUUUGACGGCAUGUUUGUGGAAGGGGGUAGAAGGCGGAGAGAACAAAGCUCAGAGGAAGAUUCUAUUCGCAGACGGCACCGAGAAGCAAUGGUAUUAAAUGAUGGAACGAGACCACUUGGAAGAGAGGAUAUCUUUCAACGGCAGAGUUGAAAGAACGCCAACCAGAACACUUUUGUAUCCAUCCAUGCCGCCAAAUGUGUUUCUAUUCCAAAGAAAUCUCGCUAUGGGGUAAACAUUUCUCAAAGAGCAAAACGAUGAGAAAAGCCCGUGGGCUAUCGAGGGAUUGAGCCAGCGCCUUGAAGGAAGGUACGUUGGAAUCAACAGUUUUCAAACCAGUUCUGGUCCAAUCAGAACCAUCUGGUCAAGGCUUGAGUUUGUUCAAGACUACCACCAACACGGGAUGAAAUAUCAAACGCAGGCGGUGAAGAUUAUCCAGUGCUUUUCAAAUAUAAGCAUAUCAGGUAAGAUUCGGAGAGGGCCAUCCGGGUGGCCUAAAAGGACUCGGGUCGGGCCUUGUAUGGCUCAAUUAUUUCGAAGCCUAUGAUAAUGAUAAUGGUAAUUGAUGAAGGGCUUUGGAUUGAAGAGAUCAGUAGAUAACAGUAACUAAGUUGCUUUGUCUAAGCUCUUACAGCACUAUUCUGUAUGUUGUAACUCUAGACACCGCUACUAGAAUGGUUAUAUCUUUCUUCAAAGUGAUGGAAAAGUUUAUGGGAAUAGCUACUUGUAUUGUCUUAAAUAAGUAGAACAACACAUUUCAAAGAAAG
Hymenoscyphus albidus is the source of this 1751-nucleotide messenger RNA. NCBI's taxonomy places the organism in Eukaryota, Fungi, Ascomycota, Leotiomycetes, Helotiales, Helotiaceae. The record is from the annotation of a GenBank genome assembly.